UUGUGACGCGGCAAUCAUGGCCAGUUGGUCGAAGGAUAAUCUUUUACAGUUUAUAGAGGAGUUUAGGAAACAUGAAUGUGUAUGGAAGGUUAAGUCAAAAGACUAUCACAAUAGGGAAAAGAAGGAAGCAGCCCACCGUAGUUUACUAUUAGUAGUGAAAGGGUUUGACAGUACUGCAACAAAAAGCGAUGUGUUGAAGAAGAUAAACAAUAUCAGAAGUGCAUUUCGUAAGGAACAAAGAAAGGUAACAGCCUCUCAACGUUCUGGCAGUGGUACAGACGAUAUAUAUGUACCAAAGCUGUGGUACUACAGAGAACUUUUGUUUCUUAUUGACCAGGAAGAAUGUCUAGGAGGGACUUCCAACUUAGGAGAAGGAAGAGUCAGUGAAGACGAGGAGAUGCUGGACGAUUCACAAAAAGAACCAUUAGAUGCUGAGGAAAAUGUACCAGCGCCCCAAUCUCUACAGAAUCCUCCUCAAGUUGCUCGAACCGCUUCCAAUAUUACCUCUGCAAACACCUGA
Homalodisca vitripennis (glassy-winged sharpshooter) is the source of this 520-nucleotide messenger RNA. RefSeq lists its product as uncharacterized. The transcript is spliced from 2 exons. NCBI's taxonomy places the organism in Eukaryota, Metazoa, Arthropoda, Insecta, Hemiptera, Cicadellidae. The record is from RefSeq and is a predicted model, not a curated record. Bases 17 to 520 code for a protein of 167 amino acids.